Closterium sp. Yama58-4 is the source of this 3543-nucleotide messenger RNA. The record is from the annotation of a GenBank genome assembly. Lineage: Eukaryota; Viridiplantae; Streptophyta; Zygnematophyceae; Desmidiales; Closteriaceae.
AUGCUGCCAAGAGCCGUGAUCUUUCCAGGUCUCACAUCAAUCUGCAUUGAUGAGCAUAACGCGUCUCUGAGUUGUGAGCAACGCGCUGCGCUUCACACACUUCCAAGCAACACUACAUUUGAGCCCAACGAGCAACACGGCGACAAACAUAUCCCACCCACAACCUGCAAAUACCUGCUCCACGCUCGUCUCUUCGUGCAUGACCAACUACACCCCCCUCCUCUGUUCAUCAGUGUAGCUCCCAGCAUAAGCUCAGAUCCGACAGCACCAGUAGCUGUUCCUCGUGUUCCUUCCACACGCCUCGCUAAGCUUCACUUGACCGGAUACACACUCCUGCGUCGGUUCCGCCACAUUCGGGAUCUUAUCGCGUAUCAUCCAUCGCAACGGCCGUCGUCGAAUUUCCGCUCGUCGGAAGUCGCACCGCUUGCAACCACUGCACUUGGCGGCGGCAUUUCCACUUCCCCCGGGGGUUUCACCCCCAGUCUUUUCCCCGCGUCUUCCGCCGCUGCGCCGAUGGACUUCCGCGGGCAGUCGGAGACCGGCGGUGGGUCGGGCGGAGGCGAGGGGGCGCGGUCGGCCCUUCCGCUGCUCAACUUCGGCAUGGGGUCGUCGGGGCUCAUGGCGUCGUCCGACCUCAUGGGCUCGCUGGGCGGCGCCGCCGGCGACGCCCCCCCGGCGGGGCCGCUGGGUGUGGCGCCGGGGAAGGGGCCCGCCGGCGGAGCGACGGCGGGGGAGCGGCGAAAUGUCGACUCGUUCUCGCUCGUUCCGACCGCCCCCGCGCGCACCCCGCCGCUCAUGGCUUCCGCCGGCAACGCGCCCGACGGCGGCGCUGGCCAAGCGAACCAAUCAACGGGCGCUGUCGCGCCGAAGACGGAGAACGGCGCAGGCGGCGCGGGAAGCGCGGGGGUGGUGGCACGCAGCGAUGGCAGCGAUGGGGAGCAGGGCGCGAGAAGCGGGCGCGACGAGCAAGAGCAGGGCGGCGAGGACGGCGCGGACGACGGCAUGGGAAUGGACGGCGCGGGCCGGCCGGUGGGCAUGCGGAGCGGGGGCCGUGUGGGGUCGAGCCGGUACGAGUCGCAGAAGCGGCGCGACUGGAACACGUUCGGGCAGUACCUGAAGAACCACCGGCCGCCCGUGGCGAUGUCGCGGUGCAGCCCGCAGCACGUGGUGGAGUUCCUGCGCUACCUCGACCAGUUUGGCAAAACCAAGGUCCACGCUGACGCGUGUCACUUCUACGGGCUGAGCGGCCCGCACCCGUGCGCGUGCCCCAUGAAGCAGGCGUGGGGCAGCCUCGACUCGCUCAUCGGCCGCCUGCGCGCCGCGUACGAGGAGAACGGCGGCAAGCCCGAGAACAACCCCUUCGCCGCGCGCAUCGUGCGCGUGUACCUGCGCGACACGCGCGAGCAGCAGGGCAAGGCGCGCGGCAUGUCGUACGAGAAGAAGAAGCGCAAGCGCCAAGGCGCGCAGCCGCAGGCGCCGCCCCCCAGUCAGCCGCAGGCGAUGCAUGGCGGAGCGGGGGACGGCGGAAGGGGCGGCGACGGCGGCAGCAGCAGCAAGGACCAGGUGGGGACGUUCUCCCCGCCCGCCGUGGAAAGCGGCGUGAGGCACGGCCAGAACGACGCCACCGUCGCUGGCAGAGGCGGUGCGGGCGUUGGGGGGGGACUGGGCGCGGGGAGCCUGCAGGAGCAGCGCGGAUUGGGGCACCUGCUGGGGGCCGGGGGGAACGCGCUGAUGCCCAUGGGGGGAGGCCAGGGCGCACCCGGCAGCAUUCAGCAGACCCAGCAGCCAUCCUCGCUGCUAUCACUCCCUCGGCUGCUGAUGGGGCAGGGCGCGGGAGCCCCCGGCGCUACGGACCUGCUGGGGCAGGUGGCGGGGCUGCAGGCCCUGCCGCCCGAAGCCAACCUGCUCGGCCAGCUGCUGCUCUCGCAGGCGCUGGGCGGCGCGGCGGGCGGCAUGCCCAAUGGGAAGCCUCUGGGGGGCGGGGCGAUGGGGGGGAUGGGCAGCAACAACGGUGGUGUGGGAAUGCAGAACGGCAGCGGCCUUGUGCACAGCACCCCGCAGGUUCAGAGAUCCGACAGCCAGCCUUUUCUCGUGCUCGCCGGCUUGCGACGCACACGCAUGGCUCCCUUUCGCCGCAUCACUCGCUGCGUGCUCGCGCCGCGCGCACUACUGCUGGCGCUCGCGGUUCUGGCAGUCGGCGCGCACAGCAAGCGCGUGAAGCGGCGGCAGCAGCCGGCGGCGAGCGCGCGUGGCGACGAGGGGCCGGUGGAGUCGUCCGUCUUCGCGCGCCGCCUCGUUACCGCCGACGUGUCGUAUCGCGACAUUCUCAAGGAGCACGCGCGGUACUGGAAGGACACGGCGCACCGCCACUUCAACGGCACCGUGCUCGCUUACGUCACUCCCUGGAACGGCGCAGGCUACGACAGGGCACGGCAGUUCCGCCGCAAGUUCACGCACAUCUCGCCCGUCUGGUUCCAACUCAAACGAGAGGGUGGCAAGCUGCGGGUGGCGGGCGGGCAUGACGUGGACGUGCCGUGGAUGGACUCCGUGCGCCAGGAUGGCGCUCAGGUGGUGCCACGUGUGCUGCUGGAGGCACAUGACACGUCAGUCAUCGUCAGCUCUGAUGAGGACGCAUCGGAGGCCAUCCGUCUCAUACUUGACACCUGCAGGCAGCACCAUCUGGACGGGGUGGUGUUGGAGGCGUGGUCCACAUGGACGGCCACGGGGCUGCUCGCCUCGCCCCCCCUGCGCACGCGCGCCCUCGCCUUCCUCUCCCGCCUCGGCACCGCCCUACACGCCACGCCCAACCCCGCCUCGCCCACCACGCACCUCUCCUUCUUCCUCGUCAUUCCCCCCAACGCCGCCGCCGCCCUUCCCCCCGAGCAGCAGCGCACCCUCCCUGCGCACGCAUUCACAGCGGGGGAUCUAGCAGCGCUGCACGCGCACGUGGACGGGUUCUCCCUCAUGACGUACGACUUCUCCCCCCCCUCGCACCCCGGCCCCACCGCCCCCCUGCCGUGGGUGCGGCUGUGCCUGCAAGCGCUGCUGCCGGGGGUCACGCCGCGGUAUGCCGGCGCGUAUGGCGAGGGCAUGGGGGUGGGCGACGCGGAGUGGCAGGAGGAGCUACGGCGAGGCCGCGAGCUGAGGAGCUUUGUGGGGGAUGAGGAGGAGAAGGAGGAAGAAGAAGGGGAGGCAGAGGAGGGCGGGGUGGGAGGAGGAGAUGUGAGGGAGAUGGCAAGGAAGGUGUUGGUGGGACUCAACUUCUAUGGCUAUGAGUACGGGCCUAAUGAGGACUACCGCCCGCUGCUGGGCAGGGACGUGGUGGAGGUGCUGCAGCGCUACCAGCCGAAAGUAACGUGGGACCCAGACGCGCGCGAGCACGCUGUCUCCUUCACCGCACGCCCCUCGGGCAUCCGUCGCGCCGCCUUCUUCCCCUCGCUGCUCUCGCUCGCCCUGCGCAUGCGCGAGGCCAGUGCGUGGGGCGCGGGGCUGUCGGUGUGGGAGAUCGGGCAGGGCAUGGACUACUUCUUUGAUCUGCUCUAG